AAUAAGUAAAUAUUGGUCUGUUUCCCCCCAUUGUGCCACACACGUGAACAAAUGCAGGUUGUACUGAUGAAGAUUCCUCUCCACCGAGCUGCAGCAGCCGUCACCGAACUCCGUUAAAGUUCGUUAAUGUAACGCCCACAACUGCCAAUUUAAUUUGACCGAGCUUCCGUCAUAUUGUCCACGGUGCUGUCACUUAUCCGCAGCCGUUCAGAGACUGCUUUUAUCGGUUGUUAUCGGGUAUCACCGUCCACCUAACUCGCCACGGCUGACAUAGGCUAGCUAUAGUUAGCGUCAGUUUGUAUAGAAGUGAAUGUGUUAGCACGGUUAGCACUUUAGCAACGCGGUGUCAACUUUUAGAGGAGUGGCCCCAGUGAAGCGAACGUUAAUUAUGGACACUUCUGAGACUGUUUACAGUCCUAUGUGUCCGACUGAGCUGCGUCAUGUUUGUCCCCAACAUUGUGAAAAUACCAAAGGCAGGUUUAAAGGAGUUGACUGCGUGUUGCAUCAGGUUGACAGGGCUGUUCACCCUCCAUCCCACAAUAAUGCUGACCAAGAGGUUUAAGGUGCUAAUACUAAACUCACUGCCAACAUAGAAUAUCUGAUCAGUCAGUCCAUGAUAAAGCAAUCACACAGAUGAGAGAAACCUGCCUGACGGCAGCCAAGUUGACUGAACACACCCUGGAGCAGAGCUAACCCACACAUGGCCUGCCAGUCUGUCACUGCAGUCAUGGACGAGCAGGCCCUGCUGGGGCUCAACCCAAAUGCCGAUGCCCGUUACAGGCAGAGGGCGGUGGCGUACUUUGAGCAGCUAAAGGAGUCUCAGGAUGCUUGGGAGGUUUGUGCCGAGGCCCUGGCCAAAGGGAUUUACAAUGACGACCACGUGAAGUUCUUCUGCUUCCAGGUGCUGGAACAUCAGAUCAAGUUCAGGCAUGCUGGUCUGAGUGCAGCUCAGCAGCAGCUGAUCAGAGAGACGCUGAUGAAGUGGCUUCAGUGUCAGCUGAUGAAUGUCCAGCCGGAGAAGCCCUUCAUCAAGAACAAAGCAGCUCAAGUGUUUGCACUCACCUUCGUCAUGGAGUACCUGACUCUUUGGCCCAAGUUCUUCUUCGACAUCCUGUCUCUGGUUGGUCUCAACCCACACGGCAUUGACAUUUACCUCAGGACACUGAUGGCCAUCGACGGCGAGGUGGUGGACAGAGACAUCAUGCAUUCACCUGAGGAGACUCGAAGGAACACCCUGAUCAAAGACUCCAUGAGGGAGCAGUGCAUCCCCAGCCUGGUGGAGUCCUGGUUCCAGAUCCUGCAGACGUAUCAGCAGUCCCACCCGGAACUCACCUGUCAGUGUUUGGAGGUGGUCGGAGCCUACGUGUCCUGGAUCGACCUCAACCUUAUUGCCAAUGAUCGGUUUGUGAAUCUUCUGCUCAGCCAAAUGUCCGUGGACUCGCUCAGAGAGGAGGCCUGUGACUGCCUGUAUGAAAUCGUUAACAAAGGCAUGGACCCGGUGGAUAAAACCAAACUGGUGGAGUCUCUGUGUCAGGUGCUGCAGUCGGCAGGUUUCUUCAGCGUGGAGCAGGAGGACGACGUAGACUUCCUGGCCAAGUUUUCCCGCCUGGUGAACGGCAUGGGCCAGAGUCUGGUGCUGAGCUGGACCAAACUCGCAAAAACUGGAAACGUGAAGGACGCUGCCGACGCACUUCAGGCGGUGGAGUCCAAAGUGCCGCUGCUGCUGAAACUGUUGGUGCAUGAAGACGACGACAUCUCGGCCAACAUCGUGUGCUUCUGCUACGAAUACCUGCACGUUCUCAAACAGCUCCCUCAGCUGACGGAACAACAGAAAACCAACAUUGAGGCCAUCAUGCUUGCUGUCAUGAAGAAGCUGACGUACGAUGACGAGUACAAUUUUGAUAACGAGGGUGAAGACGAGGCCAUGUUUGUGGAGUACAGGAAGCAACUGAAGAUGUUGUUGGACCGUUUGGCUCAGGUUUCACCAGAGCUGCUGCUGGAGGCCGUGCGCCGCGUCUUUACCACCACCAUGCAAACCUGGCAGACGUCUCCGUUCAUGGAGGUAGAAGUUGCCAUCAGGCUUCUGUACAUGCUGGGCGAGGCACUGCCUGCAUCCCAUGGCGCUCACUUCUCUGGAGACACAGCGAAGACGAGUGCCCUGCAGGACAUGAUGAGGAUGCUGGUCUCCUGUGGCGUCAGCAGCUACCAGCACAGCUCCGUGUCUCUGGAGUUCUUUGAAACCGUUGUUCGAUAUGAUAAAUUCUUCAUAGUUGAGCCUCAGCACAUUCCUAACGUUCUGAUGGCCUUUCUGGACCAGAGAGGACUGAGACACAACAGCCCAAAGGUCCGCAGCAGAGUGGCCUAUCUCUUCUCCAGGUUCAUCAAAACUCUGCACAAACACAUGAACGCCUUCAUUGAAGACAUCCUGACCCGGAUCCAGGACCUGCUGGAGUUGGCUCCUCCCGAAAACGGUUUCCCCACGCUGCUGACCAGCGACGACCAGCUGUUCAUGUUUGAGACAGCAGGUGUCCUCAUUGUGAGCGGAGACAUUGCAGCGGAGAGGAAGCAGGCAUUGAUGAGGAGCCUGCUAGCACCGCUGAUGGACGCCUUCCGUCUGCUGCUCACCAAACUGCUGCACGAAACGGACGAGGAGAGGCAGGUGGUGUUGGCGGACUGCCUCAGUCAUGCUGUCGGGUUCGCCAGUCGGACCAGCAAAGCCUUUAGCAACAAGCAGACGGUGAAACAGUGUGGCUGCACCGAGGUCUACAGGGACUGUCUGCAGACCUUCCUGCCCGCACUGAGCUGUCCAGUCCAGCGGGGGCUGCUGCGGAGCUCGGUGCGCUCCUUCCUGCACCGUAUGAUCAUCUGUCUGGAGGAGGAGGUGCUGCCCUUCGUCCCCGCGGCCUCGGAGCACAUGCUGAAGGACUGUGAGGCCAAAGACCUGCAGGAAUUCAUCCCUCUGAUCAGCCAAAUCACCGCCAAGUUCAAGCAGCAGGUGUCGCCUUUCCUGCAGCAAGUCUUCAUGCCUCUCGUUCUGGCCAUCUUUGAGGUUCUCGCACGGCCAGCCGAGGACAACGACCAGGCAGCAGCUCUGGAGAAGCAGAUGUUGAGGAGGAGCUACUUCAGCUUCAUCCAAGUCAUCACAGGCAGUGGGAUGAAUGAGGUGAUGGCCAAUCAGGGGGCAGAAAACAUCGAGAGGGUUGUCUUCACCAUCAUCCAAGGAGCCGUGGAUUUUCCUGAUCCAAUCGCUCAGAAAACCUGCUUCAUCAUCCUGUCCAAACUGGUGGAGCUCUGGGGAGGUAAAGAUGGCAUGGUGGGCUUCCCUGACUUCAUCUACAAACACAUCGUCCCCGCAUGUUUCCUGGCUCCUAUGAAGCCGACCUUUGAUCUCUCUGAUGCUCAGACAGUCCUGACUCUCUCAGAAUGUGCCGUAACUCUAAAGAUGAUUCAUCUCAAGCGGGGUCCAGAAUUUAUUCAAUUUUUACAGCAGGAGUAUCUGCCCUCCCUCCAGAUGUCACCAGACAUCUCACAGGAAUUGUGUCAGGUGCUUCAGCAGCCCGAUCUCAAAGUCCUGAAGAACUACAUUAAGGCCUUUUUUCAGCAAGCCAAACUGUAGGACAUACACGUGGGACAUAAGUGACUCUUGAACAGGAAGUGCUGGGUUUGUCUACCUUACUACAAACAUAAGAAAGGAACUCGGCGUAGGAACUGCUUUGCACUUACACCAUGUAAACGCUCAAUCAAAGCCCGGUUCUGUCUAAGUCGUACGAUGGGGAAAGUGAACUGAAGGUCAGUGGACGGAUCAGCACCCUCUAGCUGCAGAUAGACGAGCUCUCCAAGAGGACAGGAGCUAUGUUGGGACUCUGGUGGUUCUGGACACGUGGAGAACUUUGUAGAAUCAAGAAGAAAGUUUUUUUUUUU
Messenger RNA from Cynoglossus semilaevis (tongue sole), 3921 nucleotides. RefSeq names its product exportin, tRNA (nuclear export receptor for tRNAs) (gene xpot). Gene Ontology annotation, biological process: tRNA re-export from nucleus. The transcript is spliced from 25 exons. Gene Ontology annotation, cellular component: nuclear matrix; nuclear pore; cytoplasm. NCBI's taxonomy places the organism in Eukaryota, Metazoa, Chordata, Actinopteri, Pleuronectiformes, Cynoglossidae. The coding region runs from base 701 to 3616 and encodes 971 amino acids. The record is from RefSeq and is a predicted model, not a curated record. Gene Ontology annotation, molecular function: small GTPase binding; tRNA binding.